UUUGCGAUUAGUGCACAAUCGAUACUUAUGCAGCCCACUUAUACCGGAUCUAUAAACUGUGCUCGCUAUUUUACGGAUAUAACCCUUCUAAACGGCGACACUCGGCAAUAUACGAAACCUACUCGAGUCAAGAGUCAUUUCCGCUAUUGCAACCCAGUUAUCCAAGUCACGCAAUAUCGCCCCUGGCUGGAGCGGUCCGAAGGCGCAACAAAGAGCCCUUCGCUACUUUGAAAUAAACCAGAAGGGGUUUCCUCGGCUCUUAAAGCUUAGAUCUGUCAGCUGUGAUCUUGACAUGGAGAAAUCCGCCAUGCCCGAAGCCGUUAGCAAAAAUCUAGACGCACCAUCGGCCCGUGCGCCAUUUAAUGACGGCUAUAUGUCAACUGGACUCGGUCAGUGGGAUACAGCGCGAAUUCCUGUCCUACCCCCUAUCUAGUUUUGUGGCUGAAGCUUUAUAUAGCCCGUGUUCGCUUGCUAGAGUAGAAUUUCCAGUCAUGACUAUAGAGCAGUAGAGUAUAGGCGUAUAUGGUUAUGUGGUACCCAGAGUCUUAUCCCGGAUGGGGAGGUAUCCCUUCGCUCAGACACAGAUACGAGGACGAGGAAGAUGAUUCACACGUUAAGAGGCCCAUGAACUCGUUCAUGAUAUGGGCCAAAGUGAUGAGGCGUAAGUUUGCGGAGGAGAAUCCUAAGCUACACAAUGCGGAGAUCUCGAAACUAUUGGGCAAAGCGUGGAACGAGCUCACAACCAAGGACAAGAGGCCGUUUGUAGAAAAAGCCGAGCGCUUGCGUAUUCGACACAUGAAGGAACAUCCAAACUAUAGGUACACUCCUAAACGCCGAGGACGACAAGAUAGAAGGAACGGACAGAGGAUAAUGUCUAGCUUUAUAGAUUCUUCGUUUAUAAACACGAUGGUGACAAACAGAGGGCUGGCAUCCACACAUGAGGCUUUUCCCAUAGAGCCUCCGUACAGCCCAGAUGGGUUUAUGGAUCCCGGGCAUUACUACCAGUAUGGCACGGAUAGCAGUGAGUAUGGACCGGUAAGCGCCGAGGGUUUCCAUUACGGACCUCAAAGAAGGUACUCGUGCGUUAAACUUAACGGGACGAGUAUGGCGCAGAACUAUCCACCGGACACCGUCUGCCCGCAAGCUAGAAUCCAGGAGAAAAAAGAUCUAGAAAAAACGGAACAGGAGGAAGGAUGUGAGGUGUACGCGCCGCGCGCGUCUUGUAUCCGUGGACCGAGACUCUCAGCGCGCCGGCAAACAGAACACGCGAUUGAGCCACGGAGCUCUUGCCGGUUCAGUUCAGUUACAAGCGAAUAUAGUAACUCAGACAGCGAAGAAAGAAGACCAGAACCCGAACCGGUCCUGGAACAAUUAUCGGACUUACUCUGCGAUGAUUUAGACCGUAAUGAGUUUGAUAUGUAUCUCAAGCCUUAUUAACUGUUCAUUACUUGAUUAGUAGACUUUUAGUAGUCCUAUUAUCGCGGCUAGUGUACAUAUGCUGGUCGUGUUGGACCUUCACGGCUUGAUCAAAGCAUACUUGAACCAUAUUACGAUACACGUAGAAUGAUAGGUUAGACUUCUGUACGGAGGGUUCACCCAGACGGCAGGAAACGCUGAUUGAAAUAGUGCAUGGCCCUGUGUUGAAUCUAUUUUAUUGCUGUUGAAAGGAACAAGUGGUGUAUUCGUGCGGUUAAUUACCAUAAGCUGAUAAUAAAAAGUGCAUUUUCACCAGCA
Molecule: messenger RNA, 1734 nt
Organism: Nematostella vectensis (starlet sea anemone)
Lineage: Eukaryota; Metazoa; Cnidaria; Anthozoa; Actiniaria; Edwardsiidae
Product: transcription factor SOX-7
Exons: 1
Coding region: 523-1437 (304 amino acids)
Biological process (GO): cell differentiation; anatomical structure morphogenesis; regulation of DNA-templated transcription
Molecular function (GO): RNA polymerase II cis-regulatory region sequence-specific DNA binding; DNA-binding transcription factor activity, RNA polymerase II-specific
Source: RefSeq, a predicted model, not a curated record